Scleropages formosus (Asian bonytongue) is the source of this 3546-nucleotide messenger RNA. It is a transcript of the gene dcp1a, whose product is annotated as decapping mRNA 1A. The transcript has 9 exons. Gene Ontology annotation, biological process: deadenylation-independent decapping of nuclear-transcribed mRNA; positive regulation of catalytic activity; deadenylation-dependent decapping of nuclear-transcribed mRNA. The record is from RefSeq and is a predicted model, not a curated record. The coding region runs from base 24 to 1541 and encodes 505 amino acids. Lineage: Eukaryota; Metazoa; Chordata; Actinopteri; Osteoglossiformes; Osteoglossidae. Gene Ontology annotation, cellular component: P-body. Gene Ontology annotation, molecular function: enzyme activator activity; mRNA binding.
UGUUCUGGAUCUCAGAAUCCAAGAUGGAGGCGAUCAGUAAAGCUGGCCAUCAUAUGAGUCUUGCAGCGUUACAGCAGCAUGAUCCUUAUAUAAAUGAAAUCGUCGAUGUUACCGGACAGGUAGCACUGUACACCUUUAAUGCCAAAGCAAACGAAUGGGAGAAGACGGACAUCGAAGGAACAUUAUUUGUGUACACCAGGUCUGCAUCUCCCUACCACGGCUUCACGAUUAUGAAUCGGCUUAGCAUGGAAAACCUCGUGGAGCCCAUUAACAAGGACCUGGAGUUCCAGCUUCAGGACCCGUUUCUCCUCUACAGAAACGCAAGUUUGGCCAUAUACAGCAUCUGGUUCUACGACAAGAACGACUGUCAGCGGAUAGCACAGCUCAUGACGCGGGUGGUGAAACAGGAGGCUCUUCAAGCCCAGCAGGCCCCAGCAGACAGCAGCGCUGCCAGCAGGACCAACGGCUGUGUGGAUGACCGGCCCGUUGACAUCCUAGAGCUGCUCAGCAAAGCCAAGGAGGAGUACCAGAGGGGCCUUGUGAGCGAAUCGGAUGCUUCUACUAACGCACAAAUGGAGCAGAACAAGGAACCUCUGAAACCCACUACUGCCACAAUGGAGCGGGGGUCUGCUGCCCUGCAGCACGACAAGAACUCCCACUCUGGCCUGAAGCAGAUCACCGUGGAGGAGCUGUUUGGAAGCUCGUUGCCCAAGGACCCCGCUCCUGUUACAUUCCCAAGCGAGACCUUGGAGAAAGGAAACCCUGAGGGGCUCCACCUCAGCCAGAACUUUGUCCCCUCCCUUCCCCACGAUGCUGCACUGGUUCCCCAUCUGAACACAGACCCAAGAGGAGACCACACUCUGGCCAAACACAACCGUCUCCUGGCUCCAGGGCCCACGUCGCUGUCCGACACCACGGGUGUCCCCGGCUACAACCUUCGGCCCAGUCCAGUGUUCCACACCAGGGGACCUGGGAGCAGCUCCCCGCUUCUUGUGACCCCACGUGGAUCUGAUCCAGCAGUCAGCAGUGUCCGGUCGACACAGUGCCCACCCGGCAGCGCCACCUACCUCCCGCAAGACCUCCUGAGCCAGCUGAAAAUGGACCGGUUACCGACCUCAGCCCUCAGCAAGCCUGGUCUGACCCCCAGCAUACUGCCUGCUGGACCCCAGUUGGCCACACCUGAGUGCUUUAGAGAGCCCAUCCUCAAACCCGCUGCUUACAGCGGCAGCCUCCCAGCCCCCGUUCAGGUGGUGUCGAUGAAGGCAGGGUCAGCAGCGUCAGCGGUGGAGUCCUCGGUGCUGCUCUCUCCCAGUGUGUUCCAGAACUCUGUUGCCAAAACACAAGAGCUGGAAAGGAAGCCUGCUGCUCCUUCACCGUCAUCUUCCUCACUGCUGGCCACAGAGCUGCCAACUCCUCUCAGCAGACACCAGUUACAGGACACCCUCAUUCACCUCAUCAAGAAUGAUUCCAGGUUCCUCAGUACUAUUCACGAAGCCUAUCUCCAAAGCAUCUCCAAGGACCUCAGCAAUGUCAAGUUAUAGUGCACAGGAGUGGCUCUCCCCCAUGACCCCUGAACUUUGCAAUACAAAGCACACACGUCCUUAUUUAUGAUGCCAGCACUUGGUGCACUGUAGCAGUAAUACGUCCAGCUCUGAUGGACCACAAGGCUGUCUCUUCUCCUAGUUGCCUCAUGUUACAGUCAUCAUUCAUCACGCAAACUCCAUGUCGGUCUCCUGUUCAUGAGUAACAUGGGAGAAAAUGGCACUUUGAGCACUAUACUCUGUUCCACUUUAGUUAUCUGUUUUGUGAAAUAAAUGUGUGUGGAGAGCUGGGCCAAGUCCAGCACAGUGAGCUUUAAGGAUAACAUUUGGCAUAGAAAUGAAGAGGUUCCAUGCAGUAUGGAGAUACUGCAGAAUGAGGAAUGAGGUGCAUCACGUCUUACAAGUCCUUAACAUGUAGAAUCAGUAUCUUAUUUGUAUCUGUUUCAAAUACCUCAUUCUGUCGGGGUUGUAACAGCAUUGCAGCACAAAGAUUUUUGUCCCCACAGAAGAAUUUAGGCCCUCUGAAGUUAGAAAUCUCUCGUUCUUUGAGAUGGCAGUGCACAGCAACAGCAUCACCACCAUGCUCAGUACCAGUCAGCCUGGUAAGGGCGUGGUCCAAAGUUAAGUCAACAGUAGACAGUAAAGGUAUUUCCCUGGCGUUGUUCAUCUUUGCAGCAAUACUGGACUACUCGACAGUCCCCUUUUUGUCUUAAAAGCGCAUAUAUCCAUUUGAGGUGCAUUUGCUAACUGGUCAACCCAGUUUUUAUAUAUAUAUAUAUUUAUAGCUGUAUUAAAUUAUUUUUUUUCUUGGACUUUGGCCUCUGAGGAAUGACUUAAAGUUCAGUUUGUGUUCACUGCAGGUCAGUAAGACAGCAGGAAAGAGCUUGAGAUGGCUUUCAUGUGUUUCUGUUUAGCCAUGAUUCCUCGCAGGGCACCUCCAUACCACACUGUGUUUCAGAGCUGUGCUUAUCUGACCCCAAGCCCAGCGCCACUAGGCCCUCCGUUGACAUGGCUCCCGCUUAUACAAGGAUCGUAGUGUGUUCACCUAUAGACACAGGACCUCCGAGCGCACAUGCUGAAGAGGGGCCUUCUCCAUGAAGUGCUUUAUGAACCCGACACUGUUAGCAUCUGGGAGUGGAUGCUGCAGAUUGUACACUCUUCAAGGCAAAGUCUUCAGUUGCUGAAUGUUUCCAUAUGUGAUGCUAAAAUUAAUGAAAUCCAUUUAAAUAAUAAGGUAACUAUCAGUGUAAAGUUCAAGCAAUUAAAGAUUUCUUGUUUUGGCUGCAUCCUGAUCUGAUGAAAAAUGGAUGUUAUUGAUGUGAACUGUAGAUUUAUUUGUUUUCCAUAGAUACUGCUUUUUCUACUCUGUGGAGCAUGAGCAAUAUAGAAAGUUAAAAUUCACUUAAGGAGAUAUGGUUAUCAUUACAGGAAUCAUCCUGUGUUUUCCUCAGUUCUUUGGAUUGCAGUUAGUGAUAAAAAAAGAGGGGAAUGAAACAGAUUUAUCACAAGUCUUUGCAGGAGGUCCUGAAUAGGAGCAGGUCUCAGAAGGUGAUUACUCACAGUUUUGAAGAAGAAGGUUGUUGUGCUGUGUGUUGAACCUGGUGGUAUUUACCUGUGUUCUCACCUCAUGCUUUUGCAGAAUUUGAUGUUAAUGAGUUUUUUCUGUUUCUUUUAUGUUUUACAUGAUCAUGUGAAAAGUAUGUACUGUUUUGGAGGUAUAUUAUUCAAACCCAGUAGUCACUUUUUAAGGUUUUAAAAUGUUUUAAAAUGCCACAUAUUUGCUUUUUUUCCCCCCCAAUUUUUUUUUCCACUCAACCCACAAAUGCUCAUCAAUUAUUAUCUGAAUAAAGGUUUUCCCUAAAAAUGGCUUGUGCACACAGGACUGUUUUGUUUUAUCAGUGGAGAGGGUUAGUCUUUCCAUUAUUCAGAUAUUUUCUUUCUGCCACUGUUUUCAUCCAUUUUUGUACAUUCAAUUCUAUUUUUUCUAAUAAAAAAUAAAGUGGUU